CACCCCUUGUGCUGCUCCUCUCUGCGCACCCCACUUCACUUUUGUUCUCUCGAGGAGUACGACCGAGCGGCCGCCGCUCUUCACCGGGACGCGCACUCAGUGAUGGACGAUCUGUCCGACGGCCUGCCUGACGAGCUCAAGAUGGACCACUCGGACGAUGCCAUGCCCAGCUACACGCGACCCAUGAUGCAAGCCCAACGACACAACUCGGAGGAGGCCGACAAGCCGGUCAACGGCUCCGGAGUUCACUUCUCGACGCACUUCCCGCGCUCCAGAGAGGAGCGGCGGAUGAUCGACAUCACCAGGGACAAACCGAUCAAAGUGACCGUGCGAGUCGUCGUCCCCGUCAGGGACCACCCCAAGUUCAAUUUCGUGGGAAAAUUGCUCGGACCAAAAGGGAAUUCAUUAAAACGCCUGCAGGAGGAAACGAUGACGAAGAUGGCGAUACUCGGAAGGGGCUCCAUGCGAGACAAGCAAAAAGAGGAAGAGCUGCGAGCGUCAAACGACCCCAAAUUUUCGCACCUCAACGAUGAUCUGCACGUCGAAGUGACGGCGUUCGCUCCACCGGCAGAGGCGCACGCCAGAAUCGCCUACGCGCUCGCCGAGAUCCGCAGGUUUCUAGUUCCGGACUACAAUGACGAAAUUCGACAGGAGCAGAUGUGGGAAAUGCAGGUGCUAAAAAACCGGCAGCGCCACUCGGGGGCCGAGUGUGAGGGCCCCGAGUGUGCGAGCAGCAGCGCCUCCUCGGGCAGCCCCUCGCCGCCGCCCCCGCAGCUCUCCGGGUCGCCGCCGUCGGGAAAGGGCAGCCCCCAGCAGCACCCCGCUUCCAGGGGCGUGCUCGUCCGCUCGCAGCAACCUCCCCUGAUGGCCGGUUUGCCUCCAUCAAUGCCCUCGACGGCCACCGCCAUGGUCACAGCAGCCAAUUCCGGAGGCAGUCAGCCGUUGAUCGGCCGCAAGAGGCCGCUGCUCUCCGGCGGGACCAGAAUCACCAUGUCACCGACCAAGCGCACCGUUCUCUCCAUCCUGACCAGAGCCAGGGCGGCCCAGUCCAAAGGGGCCGUGUCGCCCAUCAACGACUACGACCUUUCCUGCUCUAAUGGACAAAGCUGUCGAGUGGGUGUGCUGGACGAGAACUCGCUGUCUUUGACCGGAAGCGACGGUGGUGCCAGCGUGGUGUAGACACACAUACAAAAGUACGUGAGAAGGCAGCCCACACCACAAUCAGAAACGUCCAGCAGCAACAAACACGCACGCAACACAUGGGUGUUUUUUUAAUUUAUUCACUUCGAGAACGAAUCAAGGGACAAGCUCAAAAUUUUACAAGAAAAUUUACUAACACCAGUUUUGAUUGGCACAACUUAAAAAAAAAUACGCGUCGUAUUUCAAGAUAAAGAAGAAUUAUUAAAAAAUUGUAUAACGCUCUUUUCUCAUUGAUUGUGUAUAAGGCAUCGACGAUAAGACGUUGCUCUUCAUAGAUGUGUAUAAAAAUAUCAAAAAACGAGAGAUUUUAAUGUUCACAAAUUUAUGAAAAAAUAUUUAAAAUGUUAAAUCGUAAAAAACGAGCCGUUCGGACCGAUCGGGGACCUCUUGAAAAUAAUGCGGUGUGUCAAGGCGUGAUAUUUAAGGCCGCGGUUUUAGUACAAAGUUAGAACGCUCGCUAAUUUGUUGACGAAAAGCAUGCGGGAGGUGUUUGUGUUUUGAAACACGUAGGCAACCCUGUGGGUCCCCGAUUCGCCGAUGCGCCGCUUUAUUUGUUACUUUGAAAACUAAAUAGGGGAUGUGUCUGCAUGUCUCUGUAGCGGAGAGAGCCGUAAACUAAUCCACUAAAAUAGACGCCCUCUCGGGCUUUGUUUCUUCUCUUGUUAGAGGGAGAGAGAAAGACGCCGCUUUCCGAUUAAUUUGCGAGUGCAAUUUCCUGAUUGCGCCAUCUGACGAGAAAACGCGCAAAACAUUCACACAGACACUUUGGCACGCGACUUGGGCUUCUUGUUAGUGUCGCCUUUCUGAAAUAUUGAAUCAUUGGAUAAUCAGGAACGUGGGGAGAAGAUUACUGAAAGCGGAUUUAGACCCUUUGGGACGGGGAUUUUUCGCCGGCGUUCCACCGCCUGCCAAAUUUAUAUGUACAUGUAUAAAAGAGGACACGUGUGCAUGCAUGAGGAAAACAUUCACGACGUCUAUAUUCAUAUGGGCAGCUCGCAUCGCCAGAUCAGCUCGAUAGUUUUCUACUUAGGUGUCUACUCAAGUGCGUAGGGAAAAGUGCACCAAGAGCGAAAGAGAAUCGCCACUUUUCUCGCGUCGCCGGACCACAAUUGACUCUACAAAAAAGUCCGCAGAACCCCCAAAAAAGAUAGAAUGUUUUUUUACCGUUGGCAGAAAUAAGUUUUUUUUUAUUAAAUCCAAUCUUCUGCAAAUAAGUUUGUUAAUUUGUUCUUCUAUUUUUCUUUUACAUGCUACUGUUACAAACUUAAAUUAUUUUUAGUGUGCUUCUCUUAUCACAUUGUUCAACUAAACGAAUAGUAGGGACCAAAAUAAAAUUUCCCUGGUUAGAUUUUGACCCUGGAAAUGAAAUUUUUGAAUAUUUCCUACAGAUUUUAAAUAUUCUGGAAUUUAUUUUAGGCAAUAGAAUCAAGUCUUAAUUGUUUUUUAAAUAUAAUUUUUGUUAUGUAAGGCUGCAAUUUUGUUACUUUUCUUCUUUAGUAUUUUUCUUUGGCUUCUCCGCCUUAUAUUUUUCUGUUUUUUUUUCUGCUGAUGGCAGCACAAACAAUAAAAACGAGGGUUUUGUGAGACCUUUAAUAUUUUAGUGCCGGCCCGACGCACGAGCUUAAACCGCGCGCAAAUGAAUGCUCACUCUCUCUUUAUAAUUAAAUAAUUCGGCGGUGCGUGUGACGUGAUAAACAAUUAUUCGGUUUAAUUUAGAGCGUUCCCUCUUUUGGAGAAGGACGCCCCUUUCUUGUUUCGCAACGCUUCAUUUGAAUGUAUACCCAAGGCACCGCGCAUUUUUCUUUCUCCUUCCUCAAAACACGGUGCGUCGCGUCAUCAGCCGAGAGUGAGGGUUGUGCGUCUUUGUUCUCCAGAAGAAAACGCGAGUAUAGCGAGUGAGUGUACACAAGAAAGGCAAGUUAAUGAGCAAGAAUUGUUGUGACAUCGCUACGGCGCGCGAGCACGCCUGAUGAUGAAUUAGCGGUGCGUGCUGGAAAUAAAUCACCCACUCACUUCCCUCGGCAAGUCCAUUUUCUUUUAAUCUCGACGAGUGCGAUCGGCAAAAAUCUUUUCCCCAGGCGCCACGUGCGGGAAUAAGCAUUAAAACUCGCGCCUGCCAACCAAAAUUGCGCUGUCAAUAAAAAACUUUUCCAUUCCCCCUCCCUUUUUUUGCACUCCACCCUGAGGUGAGAGAGCUCAUUAAAAGGAAAUAAAUAAGUUUUCCUUCGACCGUGGCUUUCUGAAUAAGGGUGGAUAUUUUAAUAAAGGGAAUAAAAGAUGGAGGUGACGCCCGAGUGCCGAUUAAAAUCGUGGAAAGUUUCGAAAGGGUGCCAAUUGUUUCCGAUUCUGAGAAUUUCCCUUUCAUCUAUUCACUGUGAAUAACCGAUAACUUUCAAUUCAAGUGGAAAAAAGUGCUUUUGAGAAUACGCUCUGGUGAUAACAAUUUUUUGCAAAAAAUAAUGAUUUUAUCAGGCAAAUUUAUUAAAACAAUGUGAAUUAAAUUCAUCUGUUUUGAUACGGAAUGUUUUGGAUACAGUCGCAGGUAAUACAAGUAAUACAAGGUUAGACAAUUUUAUGCAACCUGCAAAUGACGUACUACUUUUAAAUUUCAGUGAAAAACUAAACAUAAAAUAAUAUCUAAAACUUAAAAUUCAGGCAAAUAUUUAAUGAAUUUAAAAAAAAAGAUUGAUUGAAAUUUUUAAUAAAAAAUUUCUCAAAUUCCUAAUGAGAAAUUGCUAUUAAAAUAGUAAACAGUUGAAAGCCAGUUUAAUUUCCUUGCUCAGAGCGAAAUUCUACACUCUCAGUGUGUAGCUUCAUGACUCUUCGAUUAACAACAAACAAUAAAGCUUGGUGCCGACGAUGAGCACACCCUUGACCAACUACUUUUCCACGCUGCAAUAUUAUUAACAAUUACAAUUCUCGUUAUGCGGCGUGCAACUGAACGCUGUUGGCUGCCGCUGCUGUUGAGAGGUAAUUUAUUUUUAAUUUGUCCAUUUUGCCGUUGUCCGGCGCAACAAAAGCAGCAGCAUAUUGUGUGCCGGUGGCUGUGUGGCGCCUGCACAACAGAAUUGCAUUCAAUUACCGUCUCUGCUCUAAUUGUGAGGCGCAAUUCAAUUUUGAUGGAUUCAUGGUAGCUAGAGGUCGAUUCUGGCAGCGCGGUCGCACUCGAUCGUCCCUAUUUUAGCGACAAAAAUUAUGAGCUAAUUGAAAUAUUUGUUUUUGGUGAAUUGGAAUUUUUUUUAAAAAAUUGAUUUUUGCCAAGCAAAAUUUAAAGUUUAUUUUCGUUUCAGUACAAUUUCGUGUCUUCUUGGUUUUCAUUUGAAGACACUUUCAUUUUAAAACUCCAAUGAAAAUAAUAAUUUUUCAGUACCCAUUCUGAAAUAAUUUUGUUACAAUUAAGUCCCAGGAAGUCUAUAAAAAAAACUGUAAUUUGAGCAAGCUGUUCAUUUAUUAUUUGAUUUUUACGUUUUUUUUUUUAAGUUGAUUGUCAGAAUACUUUGAAUUUUUCGAGAAACCAAAUUUUUAUUUCAUUUCACGCCAUUGUUUAAUUCAAUUUAAAUAAAUUAAAAGUUUUUAUGAAUUUGUUAUAUGAUUUUGAUCAAUUUAAUUGAAUACAGUGUAAACACUGCCAGACAUUUUAGUCCAAUUUGCCACUCCGCUUACGUUUUAUUGGUGCGAAUUUUAACAAACACAAACGAGCAAGAGCCAUCACUGUUUAUCUCUGAUGUGCUCCAUGGUUAACGCGCUAAAUUGGAAUGCCGGUGGAUGGACGUACUGCGCCCACAAACCAUUAUUAUUCUCCCGCCGCUCACAUUUUUGGUCAUAAUAUUAUCGCCUACGUGCAGCCGCUUCUGAUUCUGUCCGUCUUUCUCUGACCGCCAUGUUUUUGCCUUUCACAUAUCGUUCCGCAAAAAAGUAGCGCAGCGUUUGAAUGAGAAGAAAUUUAUGUUCACUCCAUAGUGAAUGAGGAGUGAAUGUGUGAAUUGAAAGAAGAAAAAAAAACUCUUUCCAACGAGAGCGACACUUUGAUUAAGUACGUGUGUAAGUGUCAAAACUCUACUGUUUGUAUAAAAAAGACGAAGUUUCGAACGCACUUUCUCUUCUCUCGACAUACAUAUAUUCUGUACAUUUACGUUUAGGUGACGGAAAUUCACUCGCUCACGAGACGAGGAAUGAAAACGGGCGAAUAUUCACGAUGUCGCAUGAGUCAAAGGCAGCCAAAAACACAUUACAUACACACAUAAUCAAAAGUAACACACAAAAAACGAAGAAAAGCGCACGAAGAGAUAAAAUCGAACAGUUAAACCGCGUAAAUAAGCAGAGUUGAAAUUUAAAACGAGCAAACCCAACGAGAGAGACUGACACAAUUAAUAUACCGCGAGGAUCUUAAAGCAAGCUGUAAAAUCGACGAUUAAAAAAAACUAUAGACAAACCGAGAUAUACAACAAACAGGAAGGGAUGUAUAAAGAAAAACAAUGCUUAUUUGCUCUGCUUUUGGCUCAUUUGGUUGUGCUCACUGUGAUUUUGUACUUUUAGAUGCUAACGAGGGUAAUAAAUGAGUGGUGCGUGUCCAAAACUACUUCAAGCUAGGACAUAAUUAAUUAAGUCAUUAAAUACACGUUACAACGGGGAACACGUUUGCGGCUUUUCCUAUACAUAUACAAAAAAAGAAGAAGAAUCACAACACAAAAAUUGGAAAAUUGGAUUUAGCCGCAAACGACCCCACUUAAAUUUAAAAUUAAAAUAUACAAAAUAAGAUUCAUUGUUAUACUUUAAUGUUUAUAACUGUUUGAUGUUACGUGAAAAUAUAAACAAAUCGCGAUUGUGUAAAACGACAUAAAGAAAAAAAAUAUUCGCUGUUGUACUAACUCACACUUUCACAUACACUCACAAAUACACACAAAAGAACCAUUUAAACAGAGAAAUAAGGUGGACCAUGACGUGUUGUACGAAGUUUGAAAUUUAUUAUUAUAUUUCAUGAAGGAUAAUAAAUUACCAAUAAAUAAUACACUAUCACAUGCAUUGAUUUUUGCUCCAAUAAAUAAAAGUACUAAUCUAAAG
This is a messenger RNA of Neocloeon triangulifer, 6261 nucleotides long. Its product is annotated as KH domain-containing, RNA-binding, signal transduction-associated protein 2-like. Gene Ontology annotation, cellular component: nucleus. The transcript has 7 exons. The record is from RefSeq and is a predicted model, not a curated record. The coding region runs from base 103 to 1179 and encodes 358 amino acids. Lineage: Eukaryota; Metazoa; Arthropoda; Insecta; Ephemeroptera; Baetidae. Gene Ontology annotation, molecular function: mRNA binding. Gene Ontology annotation, biological process: regulation of alternative mRNA splicing, via spliceosome.